UGUACUCAGGCAGCGACAGACACCUUCCCGGGAGUUUUGCCGCUUUCUGCAGCUGAACAGAGUCCUCAGGACUCCUCGCAGAAUACAUGAAGAGCCUGCAGAUACCAGAGAGGUGUACACAGCUCCAGUAUGGGGAGACAGGCACAUAUCUGAUAAACGACUAACGCCUGCAACAUGUCUGUACGUCCCGAACUCAGACAAGUCAUCCAUGAGCAGCUCCACAGGAUGGAUGUUCAUGGUAAAAUCAGGGAGGUCCUGGCCGAGACAUUAAGAGAUGAAUUUGACGAUGGAAGCCAUAAUAUCGCAGAGGAAGAUCUGAUGAAAGCCUUGAGAAGGAGAGGAAUUGUAGAUGACGUCAUGAAAGAGCUGCAUUUCCUGGGGGGUGACCAUUCAAGAGAACUCACUUCAACUCCAAAACCAGCAACACCUUUUGUUGAUAAACAGCUACAGACACCGAAGAAAAGUAAGCCAACUAAUAUUGACUCAUCCCGUAGAUAUCUUCAUCUCCAGGUCUUGGGUGGAAAAGCUUUUCUUGAGCAUCUUCAGGAAGCAGAGCCUCUUCCUGGUCAGGUGUGCUCUACCUUCACCCUUCACUUGCACUUUAGAAACCAGCGUUUCCGCUCCAAACCAGUGCCGUGUGCUUGCGAGCCUGACUUCCAGGAUGAAUUUCUGCUGGAACUGCACAAAGACAGUUUAGGGGAUGGGAGCAGAAUGGCCGAUGGAACCACCCUUCUGUCGAUCUGUGAUCCAGUACAGAUGGUAUUAAUCAAGACAGACAUUUCUGGAGAAACCACUCUAGUGGCCUCUCACUUUAUGGAAUGGCGCUCGGUGUUGGGAGUGGAAAGGGGAGUGACGAAUCCCACUGUGGAGCUCCAUGGCGUUGGGGCUGAGUGUAAAGUUUCUGUGGGAAUUUUAAAUGUGAAACUGGAGCUGUAUCCACAUCUAAAGCAAACACUAUCUUCAGAGAUUGUCAACACUCAGCUUACAUUAGAGCGACAGAAGACAGCAGAGAAAGAGCGGUUGUUCCUGGUAUAUGCCAAACAGUGGUGGAGAGAAUAUUUACAGAUCCGACCUUCUCACAGUUCCAGGCUAGUUAAGAUCUUUGCACAGGAUGAAAACUGGGUGAAUCGACCCGUAUGCUGCUAUGUCCGCCCUCUGAGAGCUGGCCGUCUUCUUGAAACCGCCCGACAAGCUGCACGAUUUGUAAAUGUUCUGGGCUAUGAGAAGGCCACAGUGGUUGGUGGAGGUGGCAAACAAGAGCAGUGGUGCACCAUGCUGGCUUUCCUUUCUAGAAAUAAGGGCGAUUGUGAAGACCAUUGCAAUCUUCUGUGCAGUCUUCUCCUCGGUUUUGGUCUGGAAGCCUAUGUGUGUGUCGGUACUAAAGGAAGAGGAGUGGCUCACACGUGGGUAAUGACUUGUGCUACAGAUGGAGCAAUGACCUUCUGGGAAAGUUUGACAGGACAAAGAUACAUUCAUAAACCCAUCAACCCAGAUGAUCCUCCCUUAGUGGUGCAGCCUAAGCCUCUCUAUCCAUACCAAACCAUCGGUUGCAUUUUCAACCAUCAGUGCUUCUUGGCCAAUUGCCAGCCAUCAGAUUCUGUUGAUCUGUGUGUAUUUGAUCUGCAUGAUGAGUCCAGGUGGAAGCCAAUGAGCGGGGAGGCAAUUAAAUCUGUUUGUUCGCCAGGGUCCAUUACCUCUCUCCCUCCAUUCCCUCCACUCUGCAGCUCCCUGAUUGAUGCUGCUACAGAAAGUAAUGAAAUUGAGCUGCAGCUGCGAGUUCUCGUGUCUGAGCACAGAAAGGAUCUAGGCCUCGCUACAGUUUGGGAAGAUCAGCUAUCCUACCUGUUAUCACCUGCUCUGGCAGCAUAUGAGAUGGAGCGCUGUACAGGCAUCUCAGCUGGCAAUGAAGAAUUUCAAGAUGCCAUACAAAGAGCAGUACCCGAUGGACACACUUUUAAAGGGUUCCCCAUUCAUUUCGUGCAUCGAAAUGCAAGGAGGGCGUUUGCUACGUGUAUGCGUUCUCCACUUUGUGAAGAAAUAAUUGGCUGUCGUGGGGAUCAGAUGCGAAUUGCAGUUCGCGUGCGAGUUUUCACAUACCCGGAAUCAGCAUGUGCUGUAUGGAUUAUGUUUGCUUGUAAAUAUCGCUCUGUAUUGUGACAUAAACCAAUUCAUUAAGUGCUGCCCAUCUAAACAUCAACACUUGUAAUAUUUAUUUGCAUUUAGAUUUAAAAUACAUAUAUCUAUGAAUGUCUAUUUUGGUACACCUUAAGAUUGUUUUAUAAUAAAAUAUUUUGGUCACCUUUUCAU
Molecule: messenger RNA, 2307 nt
Organism: Nanorana parkeri
Lineage: Eukaryota; Metazoa; Chordata; Amphibia; Anura; Dicroglossidae
Gene: CEP76
Product: centrosomal protein 76
Exons: 12
Coding region: 175-2157 (660 amino acids)
Source: RefSeq, a predicted model, not a curated record